Molecule: messenger RNA, 1223 nt
Organism: Ochotona princeps (American pika)
Lineage: Eukaryota; Metazoa; Chordata; Mammalia; Lagomorpha; Ochotonidae
Gene: GIMAP7
Product: GTPase, IMAP family member 7
Exons: 2
Coding region: 140-1018 (292 amino acids)
Molecular function (GO): GTP binding
Source: RefSeq, a predicted model, not a curated record
UAGAGGUUUAAUGAGUGCAAUCUCUUGCCUCACAGUCACAGCAAAGGAAGCAGCUAUAUCAACCUGUUGGGAGAAAACUGAGAACGCUUCAACUGGUUCAAAAACAGGUGCCUGAGCUAACAAACAUCUUCACACAGACAUGGAUGAUCUUCAAAAGAACGCAAUGAGGAUCGUUCUGGUGGGGAAGACAGGAAGUGGAAAAAGUGCAACAGUAAACACGAUCCUUGGAAAGGCACUCUUUCAAUCUGGAAUAAAUGCUCAGUCUCUUACCAACAGCUGCCAAAAAGCAUUCAGGGACUGGAAUGGGAGGAAACUCCUUAUUGUAGACACCCCAGGGCUCUUUGACACCGAGGAGAAACUGGAUACCACCUGCAGGGAAAUCAGUAAGUGUGUCCUUUUCUCCUGCCCGGGGCCUCAUGCCAUUGUCCUGGUCAUGCAGCUGGGCCGCUACACAGUAGAAGAACAGAAAACGGUCGCACUGAUAAAGACUCUCUUUGGAAAGUCAGCAGUGAAGCACAUGGUCAUCUUGUACACUCGCAAAGAAGAGCUGGAGAACCGUAGCCUCGAUGACUUUUUAGCAGAGGCAGAUGUGAACCUAAAAUGCCUCAUCCAGGAGUGUGGGAACCGCUGUUACGCCAUCAGCAACAAAGCAGAGGCGGCUGAGAAGCAAGUUCAAGUGCAGGGGCUGAUGGAGCUCAUAGAGAAAAUGGUGCAGGGAAAUGAAGGGAAAUACUUUUCUGAGAAGAUAUAUGAGGACAUAGAGGCAAAACUGCAAAAAAAGGAGGAAAAUUUAAAGAAAAUAUAUGCUGAUCAGUUACAAAAUGAAAUUAAGUUUAUAGAAAAUGAUCCUAGUCUUAAAUCAGAGGAAGAAAAAGCUGAGAAAAUAAAAAAGGCAAAGAUGAAACAUGCUGAAAUUAUUAAGAAUAUAAAGGAAGAAGCUGAGGAAAGUCUAUUUGAAUAUAUCUUCAAUCUGAUUAAGCAGUUCCUUCAGAACAUAUGGUCAAAAUUUUGGCAGUAAAAUAAAUGCAAUCAUUGCCUUUUAUUUACCUUGAUAUGUUAAUGUGGUGGAUUGUAUUUUCCAAAAUUUUUAUGGUAAUAUCUCCCUUACAUAAGACUGAUUAUGGUGAAAUUGAAAAACAAGCAUUAUGUCCACUUAAGUUUCAAAAUAUAAUGUGUAUGCAUACAGUAUGAAAUGAUUAAAUAAAAAGUUACUAUAUCAUUGA